Molecule: messenger RNA, 954 nt
Organism: Cladophialophora psammophila CBS 110553
Lineage: Eukaryota; Fungi; Ascomycota; Eurotiomycetes; Chaetothyriales; Herpotrichiellaceae
Exons: 1
Coding region: 1-954 (317 amino acids)
Source: RefSeq, a predicted model, not a curated record
AUGUCGGACCUCAUAGUUCUUACAUGUGCAUCCGGCAAGCAGUGCAGCCACAUGAUCCCGCUCUUGUACAAGGAAGAGACGCCGCUUUCCAGACUCCGCCUAGUCGUAAACUCGAAGGCAUCCCUCGAUCGGCUCACCCAGCGGUAUCCCAAAGCCGAGGUCGUUCAAGCAGACUUCCAAAACCCGCAAGACUGCCGCAAGAUCCUAGAUGGAGCGACAACGAUCUACUACCUGAGCCCCACAUUCACGCCGCACGAAGCGCACAUGGGGAUGAACGUGAUCGACGCCGCAGUGGCGGAGUCGAAGAAGAAGAUACCGCCCUCCAAGUUCCAGCACUUUGUCUUCUCGUCGGUGCUACACCCAGAAAUCACAAAGAUGCUAAACCACGACAGAAAGAGACUCGUCGAGGAGUACCUCGUCGAGUCGCCGCUAACCUACACCAUCCUCCAGCCCAGCCAUUUCACGGACAACUCGAUUGGCCCACUGCUUGCGCAAAGGGACGCGGACGCGCCCGUGUAUAUGGCGCCCUACGAUCCCACGGUCAAGUUCUCCUUCACCACGCUGCGCGACCACGCCGAGGCUUCGGUGAAGGUCAUCCAAGAACGCCACAGGCACUUCUUCGCCACGUACCAGAUCCUCAGCACCUGGCCGAUGGAUUACUACGAGUACAUCAGGUCGGUGGGGGACGUUCUGGGGCGGACCUUCGAGGUGCGGCAGAUGUCGUACGAGCAGGCCGUAGAGACCUUCUGUAAGCGCUUGUUUCCGGGCGUGGAGAGUCUCGCGGAUGUAGACCUUCGAAAUCGAGAGGGGCCCGAGCGCAUGCUAUUGUACUACAACACGCGAGGCGUCCUUGGGAACCCUAGAGUCCUAGAGUGGUUAAUUGGGAGGAAGGCAACAACUCCGGCCGAGUUAGCGAAGUUGUUGUUGUCACCAGCAGCGGAGGAAGACAACUAG